Solenopsis invicta (red fire ant) is the source of this 2081-nucleotide messenger RNA. RefSeq names its product transcriptional protein SWT1-like. The record is from RefSeq and is a predicted model, not a curated record. Lineage: Eukaryota; Metazoa; Arthropoda; Insecta; Hymenoptera; Formicidae. Gene Ontology annotation, cellular component: nucleus. The annotation marks the transcript as partial. The transcript is spliced from 11 exons.
CAAGGAAAAAUGUUUAAAAAAAACUUGGCAAAAGAACGUAUAGAAAAAUUAAGAAAAAAUUUAAGUAUUGAUAAAAAAAAAUUUAAGGAAAUGAGUCAGGCCAAUUUAGUUAACAAGAAAGUUCCACAAAAGUCCAACAGAUUACCAGUUUCCAGUAGCUUAGGAUCGACAUGUGUUUAUAAAAAUGCUGAUGUACGACUUAAGAAAUUACAUAACAGAAUCAUAAAAGAUGUAAUAUAUGAAAAAAAUAUUACAUUAAAUAAUGAUAAAUCACAAAGUCAACCUAGUAAUGAACCAGUUAUCGAAAUUAUGACAGAUGAUAAAUUAAUAGAAAAGGCUAAGCAAGAAGUUUUGUACGAAGAAAUGGAUUGGGAACCAAUGAAAGAUGAAGAAAUUGCACUAGAGGUGGAAGUUGUCAGAACACAAAUUGAUAGAGAAAAUUAUAUGGCUAAAACAAACUGUAUAUCAGAAAAUAUUGCAGAAUUGACACAACUUAAUGAAAUGAAGUCGCAUGAAAAAGGUCCACUUUACAUUGUUGUCGAUACAAAUGUAUUUCUAUCAAAUCUCGAGAUUAUUGAAGAAGCAAAAGAUGCGACAUUUAAAAAUUAUCCACGUCCAUUUAUCGUAAUUCCUUGGACAGUAAUAUGCGAAUUAGAUUAUUUUAAAAACAACAAAUCGAAAUAUGAAUUAUCGAUUAAAGCUAGAAAAGCGAUUUCUUUCAUCCAUAAUCAAUUUUCUUCUAAACACCCACGUGUAAUAGGACAAACACGAGAUCAGGCAAAGAAAAACAAAGAAGAUUUUUCUAUUGAUUGUCCAGAUGAUGAGAUUCUGCAAUGUUGUUUACAGAUUCAUCAAUUACAAAUAUCAGUAAUCUUGUUAUCUUAUGACAAAAAUCUAUGCACUAAAGCGAUGAUAUAUAAUAUACGGGCAUUGGGACGUAACGAUCCUCUUGAAAAUAUAGAUGAUUUAAAUACGAAUAGUUAUAGGGUAAUCAACCGUUUGAAUGAAGUUUCUGUUGAAAAUUCUGUCUUCAACGAAGAAUUACAUUUCUCGGAUGAUUUUUUUGAGAAUAUAAAGUUGAUUUUAACCAACUUUUUAUCAACGAUCAUCACGAAACAAAUGUCAGAGAUUUAUGGGGAAACGGAAUGGAAGAUAUAUGUUGUUAUAAAGCCACCUUGGACUGCUGUAACUGCAUUAAAGUGUGCUGUAAAACAUUGGAUUGCCGCUAUUAACGAAUCGUUCCAAAGAUGUGCUGAACGUAUUUUAAAAGAAUUACUUGACGCUUUUGUACAUGUACCAGUUGGUGGCAGAAAAUUACGAGAUGUAGAAUAUAUUUUAGAAAAAAGCAGCGAUUUAGUACAAGCGGUCAAUAUGGAUAAACAUUAUGAUCUCAUGACAGAAACCUUCAAUGCUAUUACAGAACUCAAACAAAAAUGUACGAAAUGUAUCACUAAUAUAGACAAGAAAAAAUUACAUGAAAAAAUAGGCAUUGCUAAAAAUAUUCAAGAACAAGAAAUGAGAGCAGAGAAAGUAUUCCAGUGCUUUCAUCAGAUCUAUGAUUAUGCGCGUAACAUUUGUGGUUUAGCAUGUAACAGUGCGGGAAUGGCAUAUUCUUUUACCUUCAAAUCUGUAAAUCUACCAAUGUCACCAACAUAUUUACAAGGUUUGAAAUCAGAAAUUACCAGAAAAGUGACUGAUUUAACACAGAAUCUAAAUAAGUUACUCAUGCAAGAUGACAAUUCUAUAAAACAUCAGAUGUUACUUAAUUUACAGCAAAAUUUAAAUACAUUUUUGCUUGAUUCAGAGAGAGUAACAUUUGAUGUAACAGCUUUGGAUGUAUAUUAUUGUGUUAAAUUAAAAGAAGAAUCAUUAAAGACUGGAUUGAGACAACUACAAGAAUUAACUUCGCAUUUCUCCGCACUAGCUACUCAUACAUAAUUAUUCGGAAAACCUUCGGCAGGUGGUUGAAGCCAAUUUUCCUUCGAGUAAGAUACAUGUUUCGACUCAAUCACGUGAAAAGUGUAAGCGUGUCUCGAUGUUUUACUCUUGUUUGGAUAAGAAAAGUGGACUACUUGGCCGUG